Molecule: messenger RNA, 5338 nt
Organism: Vicugna pacos (alpaca)
Lineage: Eukaryota; Metazoa; Chordata; Mammalia; Artiodactyla; Camelidae
Source: RefSeq, a predicted model, not a curated record
UAGCUCUAUCACUUGAGUUCAUGAAGACUUAGCUGAUUUUUUUAAUAAUUAAUAAGUUUUUUCUGCCAAUGAGUAUUAGAUUACUGCUGACUUUUUAGUGCCAUAGUACCUUGUGGUAGUUUCUCUACAGGGUUUAAAGGUGUAUCCCAGGGGGUUUUUUUUUGUUUUAUUUUGGUUUUUUUCUUUUCUGUCCUGCUCAUAGGAAAUAAUCUUUACAACAUGCCAUAAGGAGAAUACCUCUAGAAAUUCUUGCAUGUCGUUAAUAUGUUAUAAAGAUCGGUCAGUUCCAUUGUCUUUUGUCAAUCUUGAUCGGAGCUUGCCGAGUAAGUCUAUAAGCCUGCAUGUGCCUGGCAACUGUUACCUAGUGACAGUUUCAGCUGCAGUAGCCAUUGACUGUGCUGUUGAUUGGGGCAGGAGGACCGAGUCACCUUUCUGAUGGUGAGUUCUUCUGCAUCAGCUCAGGAUGAGGAGGAGGAGCAGGGCUUCGGCUCAGGUGGAGGCAGUGAUACUGAGAGAUUGUUAAGAAUAUACCGACAGCAUCUUGGUAACUGCAUCACAGUAAAUCGGACUUCUGAAUCAAGCAGCCCAGCCUAGCAGCUGAUAAGAGUGACUGUAGGUGAGAAGCAUUGUUUUAUUCCUGUAACAAGAGAACUAUUUUGUGAUAAGUGAAACUAGGCAUGUACAAGGAGGAAUAUCCUGUGGCUAUUAUGAAAGAAAAAGGACUUCUCUGCAUGACUUGGUGGUGCACAAGAAAAUAACUUUCAGAAGAAUGCUUUCUGUUAAGCUGCUGCAUUGUUCCUGAAGGAAAUGUUUUUAUUUCUAAUGCAUGUUACUUCUUCAAAAGGUAUGACAGCAAAGACUGACAAGAGACUCUCUGAAAUGCCUAUACUUUAAAAAAGACUUUUGACAAAUGUUAACCUGAUAUCAGAAUGACCUUGGAAGCCUUUUGGAUGGAUUCUAUCCUGUCAGCUUUUCAGUAUUUCAGACUAUAGGAUUUAAACUCAUCGUGAUGCUUUAGAAGUAUUUUAAAACAGGAACAUCUUAUAACCUACCUAAAUGGCCCCUGUAUUAAUUGAGCACUUGCUCAAAAUAGAAUACAGAAAUAGAAGUGGCAUUUUCUUAACAUAUGGCUGCUAUAUAACUGAAAAUAUAACAAACAAGGUAAAUUUUCCACUUUCAAAAGAUUUAACUGAAGUAAUGAUUUAAUGUGUUAAUCAUUUAAUGAAAUUAGAAAAGAUGUAGAAAUAUAUGGACUAUAAAGCCUACUUAGCAAUACCUAAGUAAUAAAUAAAUAAGCUCAGAGUACAUAGGAAAGUUUCUAUUAUUGUCUGAAUUUCAUAUAUUUACAUAUAUUUGUGAGACAUAGGUGUGGUUGCAAAGCUGAGAAAUAAGUUAUGACCAUGCACCACUGUAAGGAAGGUGGCGUAUCAGAUAAUGAAGGUUAAUUUUAGCUGAAAUUAAUAGCAAAAAUGAUUUAUUUUCCUUUUGGAAAGGAAGAAGUAUAAAUUACGUUGCUGAUGGUAGCACCAGUAACUAUAAUGGACUGUUUUCAUCUGAAUGCUUAAAAAAAAUGCAUGCAGAAUUAAACUUCAGAAGUUUAUCAUAUGUUGUCAGCUUUGACUCAUUGUGUGUUAUAUUCCCUUCUGGAAACAUGCUUUUUUUCUCUCAUGAGAGUUUUAGGGCAAUCUGGAGCCUAUUACCUCUGUUCUGCUCCUUUGUGCCCAAAUAGAGAUGUGAGUUUUCUAGAAUUGAGCUUGUUGGAGAAGGGGGUUCUUAGCUUUUGAGAGAAAUGCGAGAGAAAUAGAUAAAGUUGACCCAGCAGCACCAAACCCUGAGCUGAACUCAAAGACACUUUGCCACAGUGAACUUUUUUCUUAGCUUUCCAGCCAGAUCUGAGAUCUUAAUUAUUAAAAUUCUAAAAUAUGAAUCCACUGCUCAUGACAGAUGAAACAGCCCGAGAAUAUUUAAGACUUUUUCUUUUCUCAUUCUUUCUAGUUGAUCCCUAAGACAUUACCUUUCUGAGGAGAACAAAUGGCUCACAGUGGCUUUUCUUCCCUUGGCAAUUGCUUUUUUUUUUCUUUUCUUUUACAAAUACAAUUUUUUUUUGUAGUGCAAAGUAGUAGGUCCAUUUUCUCUAGAAGUGCCUUAUGUCUGCAAAAAGUUGUUUGAGAGCAGUAGAGGAAGCUAAUCAAGUGACCUUUUUUCACCUCCUUUCUAGCUUAUUCCCCUCCCUCCUCCCCCAAAGCUGAGGUGUGUUACUGCUGCACUGAGGCUGAUGAAGAGACUUGAGUCCUCUCUGGGAUGCUCAGCUGUGACAGGAGCGCUGCCACUGUCUACCGAAGCUGAUUCUGAGACACUCAUGGGCAGAGUCUAGCAGAUGCUGGGCAGGGCACCUGCUUGCUGUAGCCAAGGCUGCAGGUUCCCUUAAUUCCAAGCCAUGAAUGAAUCCGGGUGGACUGAAUGGAGGAGCCUGAACACGAGCAGUGGCAUUUUGAAUGUGUCUGAACGUCACUCCUGCCCGCUUGGAUUUGGCCACUACAGUAUGGUGGAUGUCUGCAUCUUUGAGACAGUUGUUAUUGUCUUGCUGACGUUUCUGAUCAUUGCUGGGAACUUAACGGUCAUCUUUGUCUUUCACUGUGCUCCGCUCUUACACCAUUAUACGACCAGCUAUUUCAUUCAGACGAUGGCAUAUGCUGACCUUUUCGUUGGAGUUAGCUGCUUGGUUCCUACUCUCUCACUUCUCCACUACUCCACAGGUAUUCACGAGUCACUGACUUGCCAGGUUUUUGGAUAUAUCAUCUCAGUUCUAAAAAGUGUUUCUAUGGCAUGUCUGGCUUGCAUAAGUGUGGAUCGCUAUCUUGCAAUAACCAAGCCUCUUUCCUACAAUCAACUGGUCACCCCUUGCCGUCUGAGAAUUUGCAUUAUUUUAAUCUGGAUCUACUCUUGCCUAAUUUUCCUGCCUUCCUUUUUUGGCUGGGGGAAACCUGGUUACCACGGAGACAUUUUUGAGUGGUGUGCCUCCUCUUGGCUCACCAGUGCCUAUUUUACUGGCUUUAUUGUUUGUUUACUUUAUGCUCCCGCUGCCUUUGUUGUCUGCUUCACUUACUUCCACAUUUUCAAAAUUUGCCGACAGCACACCAAAGAGAUAAAUGACCGGAGGGCCCGAUUCCCUAGCCACGAGGUGGAUUCCUCUGGAGACACUGGACACAGCCCCGACCGUCGCUACGCUAUGGUUUUGUUUCGGAUAACCAGUGUGUUUUACAUGCUGUGGCUCCCCUAUAUCAUUUACUUUCUUCUUGAAAGCUCCCGCGUCUUGGACAAUCCAACACUGUCCUUCCUAACAACCUGGCUUGCUAUAAGUAAUAGUUUUUGUAACUGUGUAAUAUACAGCCUUUCCAACAGUGUUUUCCGGCUAGGCCUCCGAAGACUCUCCGAGACGAUGUGCACAUCUUGUAUGUGUGUGAAGGAUCAGGAAGCACGAGACCCCAAACCUAGGAAACGGGCUAAUUCCUGCUCCAUUUGAACAGGGCUACGCAGUAAAUCAAAUGUAAUCUGACAGUAGUUUUUGGAUCGUAUUCUUAAUUCAUCUGGAAAUUUGCCACUAGAGAAAUAUUUACUUGAAUGGUUGACUAUGAGAGGAAGAGACUAAAGGUUUCUUUUUUAUAAAUCUCCCCUUUUUUCAUGGAAAAAAAUAAAGAAAAGGAUGUAUAGAGGGUAAUAUCGUAAGAUAAUUGUAGUAUGUGAGCAGUAAUAAGAAAAAUUAAGCACUAAGGAUGAAAAAGUAUCUCAGAUCUUCCACAGGGCAUGAACAAAGCCCCUGGCGUCUGUCUCUAUCUCACUGGACUCUCUCUGUUUCUGUCUCUCAUUCUGUCUGUCUCUGUCUCUCACUCUUCUUGUGUUUAUGGAAGUUACUUAAUAUAAACUGCCCUUAAUAGAAAAAUGCUACAUAUUAUAUAUGUAGUAAAGUAUAACCUUUUGCAUCAAAGUGUACUUUUAAACUCACUAAUCUACAUGGUCUCUCCAUGGAGGAUGCGUAGUAAGCAUGUAUUUUGUUACCUGCAACACAACCCUUUUGCUUGUGUUUUCAUAAUAUUUGCAGCACAAAAUUUCUGCUGUGAACAAAAAGAAAUGAUAUUUUUGUUUCUUCUGGGUAAAAGUAUGCUCCCUCCUCCUUCCUAACAGCCUGUUUUUUUUCCUCCAUUUGUCUUCAUCUGCAUUCUUUGGUACUUUAAUCCAGAAGUGUCUUAGCUGAUGAAAGAAUCUACUAUAUAAAACAGUCAUAAUGUUGAAUAAUUCAUUCCUUCCAACAAAGCAAUCUAUAGACUGUUUGAAAUAUUUUUAAUGGCUUUGGGAAACAUUUUUCUUGGUCCCUUUUGAAAUAGUUCAUGUGCCCAAAGUGAUGUCUUUUUUUUUUUCCUAUAGUUAAGCUUUGUUUCUUUUAAGAAAAUUCACAAAUAAUUCUAAUGCUGAUGCAGAGUACCCACUCAGAAGUGAAGUGUCACUCUUAGAGCUACUUGUUGUGUCUGUGUGUCUUUUUUUUUUUUGAAGAGUAAAAUAUUAACCUUUUUGUAGUAGGUCUACAGAGCUUAUUGUUGUGUCCACCAGUUAUUUGUAUGAUAAUGCAUUUGCACAUACUAUAUUUUUUACAACAAAGAAAAAUGUAAAUUAUAUUAUGUGAUCUGUGCCUAAUGUUUUCUUAGCACAAUAUAUAGAUCAAUAUUUCUUAAGUCAUCAACGUUGGAAAAAAAUAUACAAAAAAUUCUUUUAAGAGAAAAAUACUUUUGUGUAGUUGUAUUUAGAUAUUUAUAUUAGGCCAACCUGCAUUCUUAGUGCUGCUGAAAAUACAAUAUACUUAAUUAUCAAAUACAGCUAAGAACUGUCAGUAUUUUCUUUUGUAAUGAUCUGUUUUCAUAUCCAGAGGUUAAUUUAUUUUUUAGUGUGCUACACGGAAUUGUGUAAUAAAUUGUCAGGGGUUUAGAUGUAGCAAAAUGGCAUUUGGGAAAUUAGCAGUGGAAUCAGGAGUAAGUGCUGAAACAUCUAAAUCUUACUUUUUUUUUAACCAUAAGUUUCCUGCCUGGCAGAUAUUUUAAAAUUUAUAUGAAACUACUGGGUAUUUUUCUUCUCAGCAUUUUUGAUUUCUCUGUUUUAUGAAAUGCAUUUAGUGAAAUGUGCCUAUGACUCUUCUAAUUGGAAGCCGACCAUGUUUGCACACUGGUGGUUUGACUUCAGAGGUCCUUUGGUAAAAGAAAUGUCAUCAUUUUAUUGAGAUUGUUCCAAACCCUUGUAUAUUUUUAGACAUGUAAGAAAGGUUUAAAAUAAAGAAUAAAACAGUAUUCUA